Manis pentadactyla (Chinese pangolin) is the source of this 3549-nucleotide messenger RNA. It is a transcript of the gene ST7, whose product is annotated as suppression of tumorigenicity 7. The transcript is spliced from 16 exons. The coding region runs from base 569 to 2326 and encodes 585 amino acids. The record is from RefSeq and is a predicted model, not a curated record. Lineage: Eukaryota; Metazoa; Chordata; Mammalia; Pholidota; Manidae.
UCCCUUGGUUUCUUUAUCCCUGAGUUUGAAUUCUGAGAGGAAGGAGUCAAGUGUGCGGUUUAAGACUUUGGAGCCUGGCACCCACCAUACUGCAACCAAAUUUUGGCCGGAGCUUCAGGUGAACUAUGCAAUCAAUCACUUUGGGCCUCAGUUUUCCUAGCUGUAUAAUGGGGAUUGUUGAAGUACUUGAGAUUAUACAGACCUUGCCACAGUGUCCGGCAUGUCAGUAAACCCGCAAGUAUGUGAGUUAUCGGUACAAUGACAAAGGUGUCCCUCAGCGCGCCGCGUGGCCGGUCAGCCGCGGCAUCAGCGCAAUAAAUAUAAAUGGCAGCAGAAGGCGAGGGAGCAGCGCCACGUGACCCCGCCGGGAGCCACGGUAGGUGCCUCCCGAGUUAGCAGAGCAGCGGGGCGAGGGCAGGCAGCGCGCCCGCGGCCCCACCACUUCCCGCCGCGCCCGUGUCCGGCGGCCGGCGGGCUCCGCGGGCGCCCGGGCCGCGGCGGCGCCUCGGGGCCGGUGAAUCAUCCCGGCAGACACCGAGCGCCGCGGCAGCAGAGAGCAGCGCGGAAAAUGGCUGAAGCGGGCACGGGCUUUCUGGAGCAGCUCAAGUCCUGCAUCGUGUGGUCCUGGACUUACCUCUGGACCGUGUGGUUCUUCGUCGUGCUCUUCCUGGUCUACAUUCUGCGGGUGCCCUUGAAGAUCAACGACAACUUGAGCGCAGUGAGCAUGUUUUUGAACACAUUAACACCGAAGUUCUACGUGGCCCUGACAGGCACUUCCUCACUAAUAUCAGGGCUUAUUUUGAUAUUUGAAUGGUGGUAUUUUCGCAAGUACGGAACAUCGUUCAUUGAACAAGUCUCAGUGAGCCACUUGCGCCCCCUUCUGGGAGGGGUUGACAACAACUCUUCCAACAAUUCUAACUCCAGUAAUGGGGACUCAGAUUCCAACAGACAAAGCGUCUCAGAAUGCAAAGUAUGGCGAAAUCCGCUUAAUUUAUUUAGGGGUGCUGAAUAUAAUCGGUAUACCUGGGUGACAGGACGAGAGCCUCUGACUUACUAUGACAUGAAUCUCUCUGCCCAGGACCACCAGACAUUCUUUACUUGUGACUCAGACCAUCUGCGACCUGCAGACGCAAUAAUGCAGAAAGCCUGGAGAGAGAGAAACCCCCAAGCCAGGAUUUCAGCAGCUCAUGAAGCCUUAGAGAUAAAUGAAAUUAGGUCCAGAGUUGAAGUUCCCCUAAUUGCUUCCUCUACCAUCUGGGAGAUAAAAUUGUUACCCAAGUGUGCAACUGCUUAUAUUCUUUUGGCUGAAGAGGAGGCCACAACCAUUGCUGAAGCAGAGAAGCUGUUUAAGCAGGCCCUGAAGGCUGGAGACGGCUGUUACCGGCGCUCUCAGCAGUUACAGCAUCACGGGUCCCAGUAUGAAGCCCAACAUCGACGAGACACCAAUGUCUUGGUCUACAUCAAAAGAAGGCUAGCAAUGUGUGCCAGAAGACUCGGGAGGACCAGGGAAGCAGUGAAAAUGAUGAGAGAUUUAAUGAAGGAAUUCCCCUUGCUGAGCAUGUUCAAUAUCCACGAAAACCUUUUAGAAGCCCUUCUGGAGCUACAAGCCUAUGCUGAUGUUCAGGCAGUCUUAGCAAAGUAUGAUGAUAUAAGCUUACCAAAGUCGGCAACAAUAUGCUACACAGCUGCCUUGCUCAAAGCGAGAGCGGUCUCUGACAAGUUCUCUCCCGAGGCUGCAUCUCGGCGGGGACUGAGCACAGCAGAGAUGAACGCAGUAGAGGCCAUUCACAGAGCCGUGGAAUUCAAUCCUCAUGUGCCAAAAUACCUACUAGAAAUGAAAAGCUUAAUACUACCCCCAGAACAUAUCCUGAAGAGAGGAGACAGUGAAGCAAUCGCAUAUGCUUUUUUUCAUCUGGCACACUGGAAGAGGGUGGAAGGAGCCUUGAAUCUUUUGCAUUGUACGUGGGAAGGCACUUUCCGGAUGAUCCCUUAUCCCUUGGAAAAGGGGCAUCUUUUUUAUCCUUAUCCAAUCUGUACAGAAACAGCAGAUCGAGAGCUGCUGCCUUCUUUCCAUGAAGUCUCAGUUUACCCGAAGAAGGAGCUCCCCUUCUUUAUCCUCUUCACUGCUGGGCUGUGUUCCUUCACAGCCAUGCUGGCUCUGCUGACACAUCAGUUCCCGGAACUCAUGGGGGUCUUCGCAAAAGCUAUGAUUGACAUUUUCUACUGGGCAGAGUUCAGGGACUGGAGUUGCAGGAGUAUUUUCAUGCGUGUUGAAGAUGAACUGGAAAUCCCACCGGCACCUCAAUCUCAGCAUUUCCAACACUGAACUCAUCACCCUCCCUCCCCUGCCACCACAACCGCCCCUCCUCUUGUACUGCUGACCUCUGCCAGGGGCGCUGCCACCCACCCCGUUCCUCAGGCCAGAACCGCUGCAGCCCACCCAGGCUCUUCCUCCCUCAUUCCCCAUGUGCCGUCUGUCCUGGCUUCCACAGUCUGUCGGGUCUAACUUCCUAAGCCUAGACAUUCAGUAAAUGUAAUUCUCCACUUCGUCCCCACAGCCUCUGCUUUACAGUUACUAGGGCUUUGUUAUUUCUUGCCUGAACCCCUGCAAGAGUCAUAACUGAUCUCCUUGCUUCUAGUCUUAGCCUCUGCCCAUCUUCCUUUCAUACCGACACAAGAAUAAUCUUUCUAAAUUGCAAGUCGGAGCAUGAUAUUUUUCUGCUUGAGUUUUUCCAAUGGUAUCCCACCAAUUUCAGGAUAAAGUCCCAGCUCUCAGCAUGGCAUGCAGGGCCGUUGAAGAUCUGGCCUUGCUUGCCUCCUCAGCCUUAUGCAUCCCAACUCUUGCACAGACGCUGCUCUUGGGCCACAGUGCCUUACUUACCCUCCCACAUGUGCACUUCAGUGCCUUUGAACGUGCUGCUUGCCACAUGGAAUCCCCUUCCCCAUCACCACCCCACAUGUCCCCUCUACUGACUCCUCUUUGUACUUUUAUACUCAGCUUUCUUUCUAGGUUUCUCCUAAACUGAGUUAGAUGUUUCUCUCUGUGAUCCUAUAGUAUUCAAUGAAUACCUAUAUUAUCACAUUUAUUGUAUUGUAUUGUAAUUAUUGAAAACCUGUCUGUCCUUUUAGAAUGUGAGCUCCUUGGGAGCAGGGCUGUAUCUUCCUCAUCUCUGUAUCUCCAACGCUUUGCACAGUGCCUUACACAUAGUAGGUUUUCAAUAAAUGAUUAUUAAAUAAAUAAGUUGUAGUGGUUUCUGCAGAAAGAAUCAAUGUAAAAAUCAGAUAGAGAUUAACAUUACUUCUCAUCUUCUAUAAUUAUAAUCAUAGCCUCUUAGAGUUGAAAGCGACCUUAAAUAAAUUGCCUUCAACUGUAACGUGGUGGAGGUCAUCUAGACUUGUCUUGAAUACUUUUCAGUGAUGGGGAGCUCACUUACUUACCAUUGAAGCCCCUUUCUCUUCUUUAUACUGAUAAAAUCUGCCUUCUUUUAAUUUCCAGUUGUUCUUAUUCUCCCCUCCAAAACUGCACUGAACAAGUCUACUUCCUCUUGC